CUCAUCACACUUCACUGAGCCUGAAUAGCUUUAACUGUCUUACAGUUUAAGGGGGGAUGUUGGAGCUCCUGUGGCUUCAAUCUGUUGCCAAGAUGAAUGAAAAUCUUUCCCUGCACAACUCACUAUUAACUGGCUGUUAAGUCGCAGGAAAAAGAUAUUGACACUUGGUUUCAUCAGCAGACUAUAGGCGUAGUCCCUUUAUGGGCACUAGGUGUGAGGGUCUUGAGGAGGAUGCAAGUAAUUCCACAGCUAAAUAAAUAAAUAAAUUCACAAGAGAAGUGACGAGGUCCCCCAUGAGGUCUGUGGUGAUGAAUGGAGAUAAAAGCUUUGCCUCAGUUUUCAGAGUGAUGUAGGUGUUGAAAAUGUGGUGCAUUCACUGUGUGAGUUUGGGUGGAUGACGACACUUCUCCCCGAGCAUUGCAGGAUGAAAAGGGAAUCAGUUAAGUGAUAUUAAAUGAGAUUUCAAAAUAAAAAUAAAUAAAUAAAUAAACGUGUGUGAAAUUUUGGCCUGGGCUCGGUUGACGUCUGUUGGAUGUGACUGUAAUUUCCUUUCACCGAAGAUUGUUGCAGUAAAAGAGAUUGCAUCUGUGCACCGGGUGACACGAUGAUACCAACUCACUCACUUCACAAGGGCUUGUUCGUGAUGGUGCUCUGUAUGGACAAGAAGCUGUGCCAUGACAGAGGGCAACGUGGGUAAAAGAGACAUGCGACACCCAGCCCCGCAUCACUGCCACCUCUUCCUGGGCGGGGCCUUGCUGCUUCUCCUGGCCAGCUCAGCUCUGAGCUGCCCCGCCCGAUGUGAGUGCUCUGCCCAAAGCAAGUCGGUCAGUUGCCACCGCAAGCGCCUGCCCACCAUCCCUGAAGGCAUCCCCAUCGAGACGCGCGUCCUGGACCUCAGUAAGAACAAACUACGCAUCAUCACGCCGGACAACUUCUCCUCAUUCCAGCAGCUGGAGGACCUGGAUCUCAGCGACAACCUCAUCAGCGUGGUCGAGCCGGGCUCAUUUCGCUCUCAGCUCGCUCUCCGCUCGCUCAACUUCCGCAGCAACUUGCUUCAGCUGGUUCCUGCUGGUGUGCUGUCAGGUCUGACCAACCUCACCCGCCUUGACCUCAGCCACAACCGACUGGUGGUCCUCUUGGAUCAUGCCUUCCAAGAUCUGCGCAGGUUGUCAUCUCUGGAGGUGGGUGAUAAUGAACUAGUUUUCAUCUCUCAGCGGGCUUUUACAGGAUUACUGGGACUCCAGAGUCUGACCCUGGAACGGUCCAAUCUGACCGUGGUCCCCACUGAUGCUCUGGCACAUCUGCACAGUCUGGUCGAACUGCGCAUGCGCUACCUGAGUAUUAGUUUUCUAAAGCCUUUCUCCUUUAAAAGGUUAUCUCGUCUCCGCCAACUGGAGAUUGAUUACUGGCCCUGGCUGGACACACUGCCUCCCCUCUCACUGCACGGACUCAACCUCACAAUGUUGUUCAUAACCAACACUAACCUGUCUGCCUUCCCUGGCGCAGUGCUGCGCAACCUGCCCUACCUCACACAUCUCAACUUGUCCUACUGCCGCAUCCAGCACAUCCAUCAGGGAGAGCUAGGCCAACUCCCACACCUGGUGGAGCUCCGCCUACAAGGGGCUCAGCUGGUCUCUAUCGAGCCCUUUGCUUUUGUGGGUCUCAAAUCCUUGCAACUACUGGAUGUGUCACGGAACCGUCUGGACUCUCUGGAGAGGGGAGUGUUUGCCUCACCAGACAGCCUCCAGAGGCUUUGUCUUGGAGGAAAUCCAUUAGUGUGCGACUGCAGAUUGCUUUGGCUCCUCAAUAGCCACAAGCCCCCCUCUUUGCAGAUUCUGGAUGUCCAGCCUGAGUGCAGUGCCCCCGAGCACCUCCUGGGGAAAACUCUGCGUGACCUCAGGGAGCCUCUGGUGUCUAGGUACAUGACCUGCACCAGGCCACGAAUUGGACCCAACACGACACAGCUGCUGAUGGCUGAUGAGGGUCAGCCCGCCCGCUUGAGCUGCAUGGCAGAGGGAGCGCCUCGGCCCUCUGUGGUCUGGAUUACACCUCACAGACGCUACAUCACAGCCAAGAGCAGUGGUAGGGUGGAAGUCCAACCAGAUGGCACCCUGGAGAUCAAGGCAGCGGAGCUGCAUGACAGCGGGGUGUACUUGUGUAUUGCCAGUAACCCUGCUGGCAACGCUAGCCUGUCAGCAUCUUUAGCUGUGAAGAGCCUGGGCAUUGGGGACAGAUCUCACUAUAGCAACAGGAGCUCAAACUAUCUGACAGACUCUAACAGCACAUGGGGGAAUGGGACAGUACUGUACAACAUGACAGUCCCCAUAGACAUUAAGACUAUCAUUAUAUCUACAGCCAUGGGCUGCCUGUCCUUCCUAGGUGUGGUCAUAUUCUGCUUCCUGCUUCUGUUCGCCUGGAGCCGAGGGAAAGGACGUCAUAAGAGCAACUUUGAUAUUGAAUAUGUCCCUCGCAAAUCAAACGGGGCAGCGGCCGAGGUGACAGAAACAAGUGGCCCAAGACGGGUCAACAUGAAAAUGAUUUGAAAAGGAUGCAGACUGACGUACAUGAUAACAACGUCAACAACACAGUGCACACAUAUCAGCUGAAAUUUUUUUUUUUCUAUGACACAGUGGAUUUGUGACAAAAGAAAGUGAUGUACUAUUAUAGUGGGUGUCAAUAUGACGGUGAUCUAGUGAUAAAGUGGACAUGUGAAUAUAAAAGUGAUAUAUGAAACUGUGGACGUGUUUAUAUGAAAUAAUGUUCUCAUACAGUACAUUGAAUAUAAUACUAUAACCAACAUAUCAAUAUGAGAGUGAUAGUGCUGCACUAGGCAUGUGUUUCAGUGGUGAUGUGAUGAGUAAUGAUGUUGUCGACUCACCAUGACAUCAAGGUGGAGGAGGGAGCCGCUGGGAGUGACAGGGGACGCCUUUGCGUGGCAGUAGAGCUAUCAUCGCUGCAACAUGUCAGGACUAAAUUGUCUAAUACCCAUCUUAGCUGCAGUAUGAAAGGCGUGUGUCGUGUUCAUGUGUGCGCGCAUGUGUGUAUGUGUGUGUGCAUCAGUGUGCGCAUGUUGCAUUCGUGUGUUUCUUUGUGCAUGUGCACGCAUUGCCUUUCUUGUUGGACGGAACAAUUAAAAUGAAUGAUAGGGUCCAAAGCGUUUUUUCCAGGCCUUUGUUCUUGUUCGAUCACUGUAACAACAGUGUUGUCGCUGUUGAGUAAAACAGAGGAUGAUCUAUGUUUGUAUGCAAAAUCACAAUUAUCAUAUUCAAGAGAAAUGCUGCAUAAAUUUUGAAAUAGGUCAACGUCCCCCUUGGAAUGACUCUGACAUUAGAUGGGGAUUUUUCAAAACUCAAGGAAAUGUUAAACACACACACACACACACACACACACACACACACAAACACAGUAGUUACAGUGUGAAGCCAGAGCUUUGUCUUUACAACAGAGCUCACUUUCCUGUGAAAUAGCAGUGGUCUGUGGUGUUAUUACUCCGGAAAGGCUUCCAGCUAUAGAAAUGGCAUGUUAAACCCAUUUUAUAACAUAAUAAAUCAUGGGCAGAUUUUCCUGCCAGACAAAUCCCUUGAUAUGAUAUAAAAGAGUCGGUGACCAGACACAAUGGCAAAGAUUUACUGGCCGGUGCCCUCUUUGGGACAAGACAAAGUUGAGCUUCACAGAUUUAUAGGUUGAAUUUCUCCCCCCUUGCAUUUUUCUUUGAUCGCACCACUUCAAGCUAGCGUGUGCGGGUUCUUCCCUGGGGCACCGAGGGGUUCUGGGUAUUUAAUAGAUGGCAAUUUGAAAGUUGUAGUGGAAUCUUGUAUUGUUUAGUUUUUUUGUUGAAAAAUGUUUUAAAUGUUUAGAAAAAAAAGUAAAUUGAGGGCAAUUCUUUGUAUUGCAGGGAUGUGGGUGUUCAACUUGUGUGAUCCUGUUGUGAUAAAAAUGUUCAAGGUUGUAUAAUUGUUUUCAUAUGACAAAUUUAUGGGUAUAUUUUCAAAUUGAAAUAAAUCUUAAUCAUACCCCUAAGAUUGUAGUUCCAGUAGUUAAAAUUUUGUUUAGUGGCUUUACAGUGACCUGAAUAUGUUUUAAAUCAUUUCUAUAUUAUAGUAUUAUUAUACCAUUCUAAUUCUAAUAUCACCAUGAAAAAUAUCCCUAAAGUAACUAAUUAUAUUUCUCUGUCACUAAGUAUUGUGUUAAUACAGUACAGUCCUGACUUUACUGACUUUGCCCUGGUUUUUUCCUUUUAUAUCAUAACAACAAUGUCAUAAAGUAAACAUUUUGUUGUAGCUACUCAUUGGGUUAAUGGCUUUUUCCCUUAUGUGGUCAAUAUAAUAUGGGGAACAUUUGAUAUGUCUAUUUAUGUUUCCUCCUUGCUGUUUUUACAGCUGACUCCGUGUGUCCUGUCCGAAAGGGUAAAAGGGCUUAUACUAGUUAGCUCUUACAGGUAUCAAUGCACUCGUCGAGCCUGAACACUACAGUAUGUUCAUUAUACAGGUUAAAAUUUGAAUUUGUCCAAGAUUUUGUUUUAUGACCAAAUAAACGAAUGGCAUUCCCGUCAGCCUCAACUGUA
Molecule: messenger RNA, 4564 nt
Organism: Seriola aureovittata
Lineage: Eukaryota; Metazoa; Chordata; Actinopteri; Carangiformes; Carangidae
Gene: lingo2b
Product: leucine rich repeat and Ig domain containing 2b
Exons: 2
Coding region: 675-2543 (622 amino acids)
Cellular component (GO): plasma membrane
Molecular function (GO): protein binding
Source: RefSeq, a predicted model, not a curated record